AUGGCAAAUCUUGAGCAACUAUCAGCUGAUAUGCCACCAGAGGAGCGGAUCGAGCCGUCUCCGUCCGACGGCCGGGCACCGGCCUCCGUCGAACCCUCUCUCUCCAGGAAUCUCUCGUCCAGCCGCUUGAACGCCCAGGCACCAGAAUUCGUGCCGCGUUCGCCGGUUGCGAGCCAUGCCCCUGCCCUGGGGGAAGCACGGAUGGUGCAGAUCCACCACGCGCCACCGCCACCCCCGGUUAUGCACAUCUUCCACCCUCCCCCGCCACCCUCCCCGGCGUUCCAUCAUGUGCCGGUCGUGCGGACCCACGCCCAGCUCGAAUAUUACGGCGGAGGUGGGGGCGGUUACAGGGAGAACGAGGCGGUUCGGGCCCCGGUUGAUCCGGAUCCUGCACCUGUUCCUGCGUCGGCGGCGAGGGAUGGACUUUCAGACGAUGUCAUUCAGAGGGUCACCAAGCAGGUUAGUAGAUUGUGGCUUUUAUCUUUUUUAUUAAGACCACGUGUCGUGCACUUACGGAAACUAUAGAUUGGGGUGGAAACGUUUCUAUUUCGUUUAUUUUAAUUUUAUUUUAUGGGGAAUCGAAUUACCUAAGCGAGCGAGUGUGUCGACAUCUGGAUUAACUUUGAUCUUCUGUAUUCCUUAUUUCAAGAUUAGGAAGGGUAAUUAUGGCACUAAAGUGAUCAGAAACGUUCAGGACGUUAUAUGACUCUUAAAAUUUCAAGUGUCUUGUCAAAACUCUGGCCUGCUACGAUCUUGAUCCGAUAUGAAGCAAAUGGUAACUGUGGACGUAGAAGAGUUCUGGAUUUCUAAACCUGGUUCCUGGGUAAAGCAGGGAAUCAGAAAGGAAACGUGGCACAUCUCGGGUUUCUUGGAAUGAGCUUUAUCGGUCCAAAGUGGACCUAUUUACCUAUUUUUAAGGGGCAAAAAAGGUGCGGUUCGACUGUACUCUCAUGUGGCUUCUGUAUGGGGGAUGAUCUGGUCACGUAAUUACUUAAGACAGGGAUUUUUGGCUGCAACAUUUCUUUUCAUCUGAUAUUUUCACGAUGUAGAAAAAAUAAAGUUUCAUCAACAAUGGUGUCGUCUACAAUGGCAAGCUGAAAAAUUCUCAACUUCUGGAGUAUAAUUCUAGUCUAGUAGAUGGAGAAAAAAACAUCCUAACAGUUAGUUUAUUAUGGUAAUCAACUCAAUCGCAGAGAAUAAUCUCAGCCAUGGUGGCAGGAACUUCGAGAGUUACUUAUCGUGCUUUAGGUUCUUUGGUUAAGCUUAUAAGGUGAACAAAAUGUAAGAAAACGGAAUCACAUGGGAAGAAGAAAGCAAGGAAGUUCAUGAGAUACUGGGGAAAAGAGAUCUAAGGACUUAUGGAUCAAAGAGGAAGAGAAAAAUUAUAUCUUGGUUUCAUUUAUUAAUAACUGUUAUGAAGAGGAGAUAUUAGACGAAUGGGAUAAAAAAUCAAAUGAUUUUGCAGAGUACAAAGAAAGGUUAGAGAUAUAAUUUUUUGGUUUUUAAAACCUUCCUAAAGAGGAAGAAAUAUGGGGACUUUAAAUGAAAGUACCUCACCAGAUAUCUAAGAGGGCGAUGGAUCUUUUUUUUUGUAUAGAUCUUGGGGAUAGAAUUCAGUGGAAUUAUAGAACUUGAAGUUUAUACUUGAGGGGAUUUGAACAACAACACAUUAGUUGGGUGAGGAGUUGCAUCUCAACACGUAUAUUUUAUGUUCAUGGUAAUGGUGAACUUUGUGAUCUUUCCAAGAGUUUUAUGGGACAACAUUAAGGGAUUUUUUCUCUCCUCUUCUCUUCUUAUUAGGAAAAUUGAUUAUUAUCGCAAUGCAAUAAAAGAGAGCUUUUGGAGAAGUCAUUGAAGGAGUCAAAACUGGCUGGAGGAAUUCCUCUUUUACUCAGUUUCAAUUUGUGGUGGCGCUGUCUUAGUUACAAAGAACGAUGGCCAUAAAAUUUUGUUAGAUAAGUGUUUUCCAAUCUUACUCGAAAUGCUUCAAAUUUGUACCACAACCAAAUCAGAACUCAUAUAAAGAAAAAGUGAUUUUGUUUUAUUGUAUGAAUAUGGAGACUUUAUAUCAAAUCUUUGUUGGUGGCCAGUGAACAAAUAAUAUUUCAUGCUGUCAACUUUUAUGCCGGUGAGAGCAAAGAAGUUGAAGGGGUUAUUAAGACGAGGAUCACACUUGUCUCCUGCCUGAUGAUAUUGAGUGGUGGAUACGCUUCUAAUUGUAGUGUUUUGGUCGAGAAAACGAACUUUGGAUUAUUUCAACACGAAUUCAGUUACAAAAGAACAUUUUUUGAACAUAUAUUAAUCUAUAAUGUAUGUGAAACGAUAUAUAUGAGGCAUAGUGGCCAGUGAAUGGAUGAAUGUUUUGGGUUUAUCCUCAUCUUGUUCGCAUUUAAGAUCUUUUAGAUGAGUCGAGUAGUUAGCAAGAAAUUAUUUGGCUGCUUUAAUAUCUUCUGCUUUACAUAUACAUUCCUUUUGUAUAUGCCAGUGAAUUUAUUUCUCUGGGAAAAAAUCGUAAAAUCAUUUACUCGCCGUGCUGAACAUAUCAAUAAUUCUCUGGCAAUUCCUAAAUAACCGUUGUGUGGCCAUACCAGGUGGAAUACUACUUCAGUGAUGCAAACUUGGCUACCACUGAGCACUUGAUGAGGUUCAUCAACAAAGAUCCAGAAGGAUUUGGUAAGUUCUAUCUUGUGUGACAUGGCCUACGGGAAUUCCAGUAUAUCUGUACCUGCUCUUUUGGCUUCCUGGUAGAUUGUAUCAGAAGUUUUCCGAAUGAUAUUGGUGGUUGAAUGGGAAAAUCAAGAGAUAAAGUUUAGAGAUCCUGAAACAAUUAUAUGCCUUUUGUGAGUCCAGAUAUUUAUUCAAUCUGUAAUGGUUCUUUUUACUUCUCUCAUUUGCUCAUUGAUAAAAACAUACUCGUCAGUCUUCUGCAUUUCGUAUGGUAGAUUCCAUUUAGUUAAUCCUUUAUUUUUUAGAAAUAAGAAUGAUCUUUGCUGACGCUUAUUUGCAAAUUCUGUGUAUGUUCAAUAGUUCCAAUAUCGGUCAUUGGUGCUUUUAAAAAGAUAAAGGCGCUUAUCAACAAUAAUGCACAACUUGCAACUGCACUUCGAACAUCCUCAAAGCUGGUGAGUUCUUUUUCACACGUUGGCUCCUACAUCUCUAUGUUGACCCUUGCCUUACAUAAAUUUCGUUUUGAAAAUGGAACAUUUUAUUCAAUCGUAUUUGUAUGCAACAUUGUGAAUACUUGUUUUAAGUUUUUGGCACAGUAGUGAUUCACACUGGAUCUAUGCCAAUUGAUUUUCUUUGUGUUUUGGAUUCUCAUUGUUCAAUUAUAGGUCGUUAGUGAUGAUGGAAAGAAGGUCAGACGCCAACAACAAAUUACUGAGGCUAAUUUAGAAGAGUUGCAGGUCAGUUCACUGAUCUAUGUUAUACAGGUUUACAGCAUCUCUUUGUUGUUUAUUUUCAUCUGACACCUAUAUCUUUUUCUCAUCAUGUAGUCUCGCAUUGUUGUUGCUGAAAAUUUACCUGAGGAUCAUUGCUAUCAAAACCUUUUGAAGCUAUUUUCUGUAGUUGGGAGGUACGAAAUUCACAUGAUAAUUGAUUGACCUUUUUUUAAUUCUUGGAAUUACAGAGAUCGAGUUUAUAAUAAUGUUUAUCGUGGCAGUGUGAAAACAAUCCGAACAUGCUAUCCUCAAGCUCCCAAUGGCAUGGCCUCGACCGCUUCUAGACCUGGAAAAAUGGAUACAUUUCUUGGUAACAAGGUUGUUCCUCUUCUUCUUUUUUCUGUCAAUCGCAUGUCUUUUAUGGUUUUGUGACGAAGUUGUGUUUCUUCAUGGGGAAUUUAGGAUAUCGUCCAUCUGAAGUCAACCCUCCAAUCUGUUUUAAAAUUUAUCUAGCUUUAUGUUGAUGGGUGGAGUUGUUAUCUAUGUGAUCAUUGGAAAAAUGUAUAGAGAGGGAAAAAUAUGUGAAAAUUUUCAUGUUAGUACCUCUCUAUGAGGCUCAUAUGAUCAGAAGGGAUAGGAUCCAUGCCUGCACUGAGAUUACCCUUUAACCCUUUGGGAACUUUUAUGAAUUUUCUUGCUCGAUUGUGGGCUCGAACCAAAUAAUUUUACUCUGAACUUUGAAACUGAAAAUUUCAUCUUAUCCUUUGUCUAAAUGGAUAAUACGCCUUUGCUUGAAGAUAAUGAGGCUUUGUACGAGUUACAAGUAGAGGAUCACACAACGAGAAUUUAAGAUAUGUUGUACUGGAAAAAAAAUUAAUGACCUUUGAUUGCUUCAAUCGAAUGGAUUAUUGCUCUGUUCGGACUGAGAGAAUAUUUCGUAUUAUGAUUACUUGGGUUUCUUAAAUAAUAAAAACCGUCAGUGAAAAAAUCUCUGAUUGCCGGUCUGGUGUCAGGUUCAUACAAAGUUUUCAGAUCACUUCACUACAAGUUCAUGAAUAUUUCCGUACAGGUCUCUUUUCCAGUAAUAUUUUGAAAUAAUUUAUUUGCUUCAUCAACAGUUGCAUGCAUUUGUGGAGUUCGAAACUGUUGAGGACGCUGAAAAAGCAGUAAGUUUUCGGAUUCAACAACACAUCGCUUAUACGCGCAAUGGAUUUGCCUCUUUACAUCUCGACUCUCUCUUCCCUUUUGGCGCGAAGCAGGUUGCUGAGCUAAACGAGGAGAAGAAUUGGAGAAGCGGGCUCAGGGUUCGUCUGCUGCCCACAUGCAUGGUACCACCAAUCUCACGCCUCUGCCGGUCAUCCGGAGUUCUAGUCUCCUGUUCAGUCAUCGAAACCUCGUUUCACGAUCGAAAGUGAGGAUUCCUAUAACUCCGCUCUACUGAACCAGAUGAAGCACGGGCAGAGUCGAGGGAGAAAGGGCGGACACGAAGCCGAAGGGGCCGGCGAUGAUGAGGACGCCUCCAUAUCCAACCAGCAACACGAGAAGCACUUCGAGGACCCUUCCCAAUCCACUGAACAAUUGCAGGAUCACGCGGUGAGCACCGGCGACCUCCCCCCACCUUCUGGACGCCGGAGGGUUGGUUCUUCGGCUAAUAUCGCCGCCGCCUGUGCUUUUUUAGCAGGUCGACGACGGCCACCACGACAGGGAAGGAGGAGCGAGGCGCGGCCGCGGGAGGGGACGCGGUUCCCGGGGCCGGGCCCGAGGCCAAUACUAUCCCAGCGGCGGCGCCGCCCAUCGCGCGGGGCAUGCCGCCGCCGCGGCCGGCGGCGCCGCUCCACCCCACCAUCUGGCCGCCGGCGAGCCGCCUACCGUUGCCAGGCAGCCGCCGGGUCCGCGUAUGCCGGACGGCACGAAGGGAUUCACCAUGGGCCGGGGAAGGCCCAUCGGGACCGCCGACGCCGCUGCCUCAUAG
Molecule: messenger RNA, 5352 nt
Organism: Spirodela intermedia
Lineage: Eukaryota; Viridiplantae; Streptophyta; Magnoliopsida; Alismatales; Araceae
Source: the annotation of a GenBank genome assembly